GAUGUGAUUAGUGCUGCCGCAGUAUCGCAAACACAGAGUGGACUGGUUGCCGGAGAUGCCUGACGGUCUGUUCUGAGGAGCGGCUAGCAGCGCGAUGGAGCGGGCCAGGGACCGCUUACACCUGAGACGGACUACGGAACAGCACAUACCAGAAGUGGAAGUCCAAGUCAAACGUAGAAGGACAGCCUCACUGAGCAACCAAGAGUGUCAGCUCUACCCAAGACGAUCUCAGCAGCAGCAAGUACCUGUAGUGGAUUUCCAGGCGGAACUGAGACAGGCAUUCUUAGCAGAGACACCAAGAGGUGGUUAAAGCAGUAUUGGAACAUCCAGGUUAGCUGAUUUCCAAGUGAAAAACCAAGGCUCCAUCUACUGUUUGAAGCUUCUGCCCCAAGCUUGCAUUGUUUGUAAGAGAACCUGCGUCAUACCUUUAUCUGUAGCCUUCCCUUA
Suricata suricatta (meerkat) is the source of this 447-nucleotide messenger RNA. RefSeq names its product SNRPN upstream reading frame (gene SNURF). The record is from RefSeq and is a predicted model, not a curated record. Gene Ontology annotation, cellular component: nuclear speck. Bases 95 to 310 code for a protein of 71 amino acids. Lineage: Eukaryota; Metazoa; Chordata; Mammalia; Carnivora; Herpestidae. The transcript is spliced from 4 exons.